AUGAAUUGGAAAGGAAAUGGUGGUGAUAAAAGGGAGUGGGAGAAAAUCAAAGAAGAUGAACGACCUUCAACGGAUGCCUGGGCAGCAUCGUGCCAGGAUCCAUGCGUUGGUAAAGUCCGCCCAAAACGUGAUUUCCGUUUCCAGGUUAUUCAAGUUCGACAAGGCCCAAAAUGGUUCAUCUGGCCAUCGAGAAGAAAGAAUAAGUCGGAGGAGGAUAUCCCGAAAGCGAAUAACAAUAAUGUUACUAAUAACAUCGCUGCAAAUGUUGUAAACACUUCCUCCAGACGUUCCUUUAAUCGGAAUACUAAACGUUCAGUGAAUCACGUAGACGAGCCUACAGCUCAGGCUGCUACGUCUAAUGAAAAUGAUGAGGUGGCAACAGUGACGGCAGUUCCACCAAAUUUCAAUGGUGCGGCAUCGGAGCCGACAACUCGUCGUCUGUCAGCCAAAAUUCAUAAAGCAAAAACUGAACCGAUAACCACUUCAUCAACCACUUCGUCGACAUUUAAAAUCCUUUCAAUUUCAAAGAAAUGGGACAGUUUUGGCAACACAGAUGAUGAGCUAGAGGACGUGGAAAAAGUGAUGGUUGUUUCUUGCCGUCAAAUGUCACUGAAUCUUGAGCAGCCAUCACAGAAUCUAUCUGCUUCGCCGCCGAACAAUGCAAAUCAGGUGCGCUGA
Messenger RNA from Enterobius vermicularis (human pinworm), 678 nucleotides. The record is from the annotation of a GenBank genome assembly. Lineage: Eukaryota; Metazoa; Nematoda; Chromadorea; Rhabditida; Oxyuridae.